CCUUCUUUCACUUUUGAAGCCGGCAAAAUGGGUUGUCCUUCCACUUUCGAUGUGGUGCCGCAAACCCGCGAUGCACUGAGCUGCCAACCACACUUUUGCUUUUACGUCGGCACUCCAGACCUGCUCGAGAGCCGCAGCCAUGAAAAGGCAUCAUACGUUCUGACCUUUAAAGAACAGGACAAUUCCUCCUCGUCCAAAGUCCUCGUCCUCCUCGACGGCUUCGACAAAACCCGCACCUUCUCCCCCGACGUCAACGAUACCCUCGGCGUCGAAUUCCACUGGCGCGACCUCACCUCCGAUCUGCCCUUUGUCUCGCCGCCGCGCAUCUACUUUGUCUUCGACCUUUGCGAGUCCAGCCGCCAAAGUUUUCUUCCUUCCUUUAUAUCCUUGCUCAAGCUGGCGCUGGGUCCGCAAACGGUACCCUCGCACUUGGACUAUAAGUUGAGUGAGGACUUUGUUGCCGCGCUGAACGCUAUUGACGCGGAUCCCACGGGCAAGGGUGAUCUGGCGGCCAGUUUCGCCUCGUUGGCGUCGGAACUUCCACCACACUUGUCUCCGCUGCACCCUGGCCCGGACUCGGCCGUUCUGAGGGAGUUCUUUCUCAGUAUGACGGAUAGAACGGCCUGGUCCAUGCAUGGCACGUUAAGUAGCUCGGCGACGAAGCAAUUUUUUGAGCUAGUAAAGAUGCUGGCUUCUUCGGGGGGACCACCGCCACCACCGCCUGAGACCAGCAACAACAAUAACAGCACGAGACCCAAAGAAAAGUCGACCAUACCCUGGUACCGCAACUGGAUGCCCUUGAAUUUGGGUAGCGAGCGCCCGCCGCCGCACGACGUCGAAGCGGUGCUGAUUCGCACGCGGUGGCGUGCGCCGCGCCUGUGGGCCUGGAACCUGCUCGGCACGGGCCACGAGAUACAGCCGCUCAAGACUCUCUUGGAUGCAUUCAAGGAGGUGGGAUACCUGGACACGCAAGAGGGCAAGGUACAGACCCUGGUGAGUCUGGUGGAGGGACAGGGGACUGACCCGUUGCGGCCGUCGAAAUCCAGGCCGCGCGAGGUAGGGUUGGUGGUGAAAGCUAUACGGUAUACUCUUGCGUUGUCCACGCCUACGACGCCACCACCAUCACUCAGAGACGCCCUCACAAAACUCGACCGACUCAAGAUCUUACUUCCCGCGGUGCAGAAAAAGGGGAAUAAAGAGCUCCUAGCCUGGUUGCUCGAUGACGCUGACAAUCAAGGAGGAGGAGGAGGAGGAGGAGGAAACCUGCGCGAGGUACUCAAUACAGCCAACUACAUUCGAGGGCCGAGCCCGGAGAAUCGAAUGAAGAGGGUCUGGCUGCAAAACUAUGUGCUGCAUACUGCCGUUUGUCGCGGAGAUGUGGAUAUGGUCAAGCUCCUGUUGGAGCGGGGCGCCAAGAUGUUGCGGGACGACGAAGGAAGAACGCCGCUGAUGUUUGCACGGAUGUUGUCAGGCAGUCGCAUACGCUAUCACGAGAUAGAGGAGAAGGUCGAGGUGUUGGAGGGGUGGUUGAGGGAGAGAGAGUUGGAUAGCGAGUAUUGGGAUGAGCCGGAGGAGUAUGCUUUGGAUGCGUCCGAGGGAGAAGACGGGUUUGAGUUUGAGAUUUCCAAGGGAUUAUGGUUUUUGUAGCACGUGAUAGGCUAAAAGGACUUGUUGUACUUGGAUAGAGAGGUACCUCUACUUAUAAAGGGAUUACUGA
This is a messenger RNA of Neurospora tetrasperma FGSC 2508, 1717 nucleotides long. RefSeq lists its product as uncharacterized. Gene Ontology annotation, molecular function: protein binding. The record is from RefSeq and is a predicted model, not a curated record. Bases 28 to 1647 code for a protein of 539 amino acids. NCBI's taxonomy places the organism in Eukaryota, Fungi, Ascomycota, Sordariomycetes, Sordariales, Sordariaceae. The transcript has a single exon.